This is a messenger RNA of Ruditapes philippinarum (Manila clam), 1996 nucleotides long. RefSeq names its product aspartate--tRNA ligase, mitochondrial-like. The record is from RefSeq and is a predicted model, not a curated record. Gene Ontology annotation, molecular function: ATP binding; nucleic acid binding; aspartate-tRNA ligase activity. Gene Ontology annotation, cellular component: mitochondrion; cytoplasm. Lineage: Eukaryota; Metazoa; Mollusca; Bivalvia; Venerida; Veneridae. The coding region runs from base 48 to 1949 and encodes 633 amino acids. The transcript is spliced from 18 exons. Gene Ontology annotation, biological process: aspartyl-tRNA aminoacylation.
UGUCGGCCCCCAUGAACUGAAAGUAGCUGUGCUCAUAAUUGUCAAAUAUGUCUUUUACAUUGCUUAGGAGGAUCCUUACUAAGCACAAAAACAAUAUUUCAUUCUUUAAAUUUGGAAAAUGUGUACGGCAUUGUCAAAUUAGCUUUUUAUCAGAUGCUGUUAGUUUCACAGACAGGACACAUACAUGUGGAUCUUUAACAGGCAGUAAUGUAGGAGAAAAAGUAAAGCUUUGUGGAUGGGUACAGUAUAACCGUGGUGGAAAAUUCAUCGUCAUUAGAGAUUGGUCAGGAAUUACACAAGUUAUUGUUCCCACAGAAAAAGUUGAGGUGCAAGAAAUAGUGCAGUCCCUGACCUUUGAAAGUGUUAUAGAAGUUACUGGUAAAGUCUUGCCACGUCCAGAAGAGGAAGUAAAUCCUGCAAUGGCCACUGGUGAUUUAGAAAUAGAUUUAGAGGAAAUACAAGUUCUCAACAAAGCUUCUGAAAGUUUACCCAUACCUGUAUAUGACUAUCAUAAGGUUUCAGAAAUGAUGAGAAUGGAGUAUAGAUACAUGGACAUUAGGAACAAACAAAUGCAGAGAAAUUUACGACUGCGCUCCAAGAUGAUGAUGAAAAUACGAGAAUUUCUCGCUAACAUUCAUGAGUUUGUUGAUGUUGAAACCCCAACACUGUUCAGGAGGACUCCAGGUGGAGCGAAAGAGUUUAUUGUUCCCAGUGGGCAGCCCGGAAAGUUCUACAGUUUACCGCAGUCACCUCAACAGUUCAAGCAGUUAUUGAUGGUAGGCGGUAUUGACAGAUAUUUCCAGAUUGCGAGAUGUUACCGCGACGAGGGCUCGAAACCCGAUAGACAGCCAGAGUUCACACAGUUAGAUAUAGAAAUGUCAUUUGUGAAGAGGGAAGGCAUUAUAAAGUUGAUUGAAGAAAUGAUGGUAUACAGCUGGCCAGAGGGUGAACCUCACAUACAAACACCCUUCCCACACCUGACAUAUGAUCAGGCUAUGAGAUUAUAUGGUUCUGAUAAACCAGAUACAAGAUUUGAUAUGAAGAUAACAGAUAUAACUUCAAGAUGUUCUGACGGUGGUGUAGAGUUAAUAAGCAAUCAAUUAAAAACAGGAAAUGGUUCAGUGGUGGCCAUUAAAAUACGUGAUGAAAAGAAACUUUUUUCAAAGAAAAAACUAGAAGAUUUAAAGACAAUGGCAUUGAAAGCUUUGAAUGAUACCCAGACAGUCGUAAUACCAGUGAGAGUAAUAGAAGAUGGAUCUUGGCAGUCUCCUAUUGCUAAACAUAUGAAGGCCAAUGUCAAGGACGAAAUAUCAAAUGACCUUGACCUUCAGACAGGUGACCUCGCAAUACUUGCAGCAGGACAAUGUUAUAAACCAAAUGAAGUUUUAGGCAAGAUAAGGCUGUUGUUUGCAGAUUUUCUUGAAAGUAAUGGUGUUCAAGUCAGAGAAAAGAAUGUCUUUAACUUUUUAUGGGUUGAAGAUUUUCCCCUAUUUCUUCCAAAAGAAGAUGGAGGAGAGGGUCUAGAAUCUGCUCAUCAUCCAUUCACAGAUGCACACCCGGAGGAUAGACACAUGCUUUAUACCCAGCCAGAGAAGGUCAGAGGUCAACACUAUGACCUGGUGUUAAAUGGGAAUGAAGUUGGAGGUGGGUCCAUCAGAAUACAUGAUCCAGAUGUACAAAAAUAUGUUCUUGAGGACGUUUUGAAGGAGGAUUCUAGCCAAUUACAACAUUUAUUGAAAGCAUUCACAACGGGAUGUCCACCUCAUGGAGGAAUAGCUUUAGGUCUGGACAGAUUAUUUGCCAUCAUCUGUGGUGCUGCAAGUAUUCGAGACGUAAUUGCGUUUCCGAAGACACAGGAUGGGAAAGAUCCGAUGAGCAAAGCGCCGGCUACUGUAUCACAAGCUGAACUUGAUUCUUACCAUAUACAAAUUAAACCUAAAUCUAGUUGAUGAUAUUUGAUUAUUCUAUUAUAUUUGUAUUUAAUAAAAAAAAUUAA